GCACUUCAUGGAUGAUGGCAGAGGGAGGUAACCACGGCACCAAUUUGCUGGCUGCAGAGACUGCAAGUUUAGAACAAUAGCUGCAAGAAUGGGGAAAAGUGAUGUUGAUGGUGGAUAAAGUCUUAUUAUGGGAAAGAGCUUGGUUUUCACCUGCCAUCAUGGACUUGGUUUCUUUGGUGCUUCAAUUAUCUACUAUCUAGAUCCAUCUGUUCUGUCUGCUGUUUCCUCUUUUGUUGUGUUUUGGUGCUUGGCUGACUACCUUGUUCCCAUUCUAGCACCUAACAUUUUUGGCUCCAAUAAAUGCACCAGCAAUCAACAGCAAAAAUUCCAUGAAAUUUGCAGCAAUCUACUAAAAACUCAAUGCAGAGCUAUGGACUGGUGGAAACAAAUCUUCGCACUGAAGGAAGAAAAGCCUGAAAUGUGUUUCAUGGCCAUGAUCAUUUAUCUCGCUGCAGUUGUUUGGAUGGGACAGCAAGUCCACAACCUGCUUCUCAGCUACCUGAUAGUGACUUUCUUACUGUUGCUUCCUCAACUAAACCAACACGGAAUCAUUUCAAACCACACUGGAAAGGCCAAAGGGAGAUAAACAAGCUUCUCGAACAAAAAGAAAAGAAAAAUGAAUAAUUCAUCGGCUUUAUUCAAUGUGAUUAAUGGCAUAUACAUUGUCCCUAGGAACAGUUUCUGCUAUACUAUCCAGAUACUAAAAUGUUAAAGAAGUAGCUCUUUGUUCUCCCUCACUCUGCCCUUAAUUAUUCAAUAGUCUAAAUCCAAUGGGAUAAAAGAAAAAAAAAAGAAAGAAAUUCACACUUACCAAGUAAGUGUCUUCGAGUCAAAUACAGUUAAAAGCAUUUUUAUUGGUGGUCUUACAUGGAUAACUCAUUAGAGAGUAUGACUUGUUUUGAUUUUUC
Messenger RNA from Pan troglodytes (chimpanzee), 908 nucleotides. Its product is annotated as ADP-ribosylation factor-like protein 6-interacting protein 1. Bases 128 to 586 code for a protein of 152 amino acids. Gene Ontology annotation, cellular component: membrane; Sec61 translocon complex. NCBI's taxonomy places the organism in Eukaryota, Metazoa, Chordata, Mammalia, Primates, Hominidae. The transcript has a single exon. The record is from RefSeq and is a predicted model, not a curated record. Gene Ontology annotation, biological process: cotranslational protein targeting to membrane.